Molecule: messenger RNA, 1242 nt
Organism: Sorex fumeus (smoky shrew)
Lineage: Eukaryota; Metazoa; Chordata; Mammalia; Eulipotyphla; Soricidae
Gene: SLC25A4
Product: solute carrier family 25 member 4
Exons: 4
Coding region: 71-967 (298 amino acids)
Biological process (GO): mitochondrial ATP transmembrane transport; mitochondrial ADP transmembrane transport
Cellular component (GO): mitochondrial inner membrane
Molecular function (GO): ATP:ADP antiporter activity
Source: RefSeq, a predicted model, not a curated record
CGGGGACGGGCACGGGGCGGCGGUGCCAGGCCGGGCCGAGGCGAGAGCGGGCGAGCGCGCGCCUGUCGUCAUGGGUGACCAGGCCAUGAGCUUCGUGAAGGACUUCCUGGCCGGCGGCAUCGCCGCUGCCGUCUCCAAGACCGCCGUGGCCCCCAUCGAGAGGGUCAAGCUGCUGCUGCAGGUUCAGCAUGCCAGCAAACAGAUCAGUGCUGAGAAGCAGUACAAGGGUAUCAUGGAUUGCGUGGUGAGAAUCCCCAAGGAGCAGGGCUUUGCCUCCUUUUGGAGGGGCAACCUGGCCAAUGUCAUCCGCUACUUCCCCACUCAAGCUCUCAACUUCGCCUUUAAGGACAAGUACAAGCAGAUCUUCCUGGGGGGCGUGGACCGCCAUAAGCAGUUCUGGCGCUACUUUGCGGGUAACUUGGCUUCCGGUGGGGCAGCUGGGGCCACCUCCCUCUGCUUUGUCUACCCACUGGACUUUGCCAGGACCCGGCUGGCUGCUGAUGUUGGCAAGGGUUCCGCCCAGCGUGAGUUCAGUGGUCUGGGCGACUGUCUCAGCAAGAUCUUCAAGUCUGAUGGCCUGAAGGGUCUCUACCAGGGGUUCAGUGUGUCUGUCCAGGGCAUCAUUAUCUACAGAGCUGCCUACUUCGGAGUCUAUGAUACUGCCAAGGGGAUGUUGCCGGACCCCAAGAAUGUGCACAUUAUUGUGAGCUGGAUGAUUGCCCAGAGCGUGACGGCGGUUGCAGGUCUGGUGUCCUACCCCUUUGACACGGUUCGCCGUAGGAUGAUGAUGCAGUCCGGUCGGAAAGGGGCGGAUAUUAUGUACACGGGGACACUGGACUGCUGGAGCAAGAUUGCAAGAGAUGAAGGUGUCAAUGCUUUCUUCAAAGGAGCCUGGUCCAAUGUACUGAGAGGCAUGGGUGGUGCUUUUGUAUUGGUAUUGUAUGAUGAGAUUAAGAAAUAUGUUUAAUCUGGUAAUUAAAACUCAAGAUCAUUGGUUCUAGAUCCAUGAAUGGUUUAAUAGACCUUUCCUAGAAGUAAAAAGUUCUCGGAUGAAACCAGACUGAAAGGAAUAAUACCUCAAAGAACAGAAACAACAACAGAACCUUAACAUCGAGUGUUCAUUAAACCACAAAUGUGUUUUGUAUUUAUUUUACAUUUGAAUUCCCACAAUAAAUAUGAAAUAACGUCUCAUACUUAACUGAAAAGCAGAUGUGAAAUAUCAAUAAAAGACCAUUUAAUGAG